AUGCGGUCAAUAAUCAUCACGAGCGUCCUUGCUGCCCUGGUGGCAGCAGAAGUGCCGGCCGUCCACAGAAGCUGGCAAAAGUCACAUCGUCUGCACCAUAGUGCGGUGCUCCCCGUCAGGAUCGGGUUGACGCAGCAGAACUUACAUCGGGCGGAGGACUUCAUCUAUGAUGUGGCCCAUCCCGACUCGCCCAACUACGGAAAGCACUGGUCACCCGCGGAGGUGAUCGAGAUGUUCAAGCCAAAACGGGAAUCCAUCGACGCGGUCAUAUUAUGGCUCGAGCGUGAAGGGAUCCAUCCGAGCCGGAUAAAGCUGUCAGUCUCAAAAACGUGGCUGACUUUCGAUGCUACGGUCAGGGAGAUGGAGCAGAUUCUCAGGACAGAAUAUCACGCCUUUGAGCACGAAACAUCUGGAAAGAGUCGUCAGGUUGCAUGUGAAAAAUACUACAUACCGGACCACCUUGUUGAGCAUAUCGACAUGAUCACGCCGACUGUCCAUUUUGACCAGAGCCUCGGCCAUGACAGGAGCACCAAGUACAGGGAGAUCCCAGACAAGACUAUGGAGGAGCUCAAAAGGAGAUCGGCACGUCUGGACAAGCGACAGAUCUCGGGCACCACAGCCAUUGUCGGAAGCCCGCUCGACGGCAGCAACCCAAAAAAGGGCCACCAGAUCAACAAUGCCUUGAUGGACCUGUCACAAUGUGAUAGUAUGAUUACUCCAGGAUGUCUUCGGGCCCUGUACAAGAUACCAGAAGGCAGCUUGGCAGCCAGCAACAACUCGCUCGGAAUUGUCGAAUACACACCACAGGCGUUUCUUCAGUCCGAUCUCGACAUGUUCUUCGACGCAAUGCAGCCAGACGUGCCGCAAAAGUCACCAAAUGUGGAUCUUCUGGCCGGUGGCGUUGUGCAGACCCAGAAUCAGAGCUUCUCCUUCAACGGGGAGUCGGCCCUCGACCUGGAGUUCGCCAUGUCUCUCAUCUCCCCGCAGAAGGCGACCGUUUUUCAGGUCGGCGAUUUGACACAAGGCGCGAGCUUCAACAACUUCCUCGAUGGCAUCGACGCAAGCUACUGCUCGUUUGACGGAGGCGACUCCAACGAUCCGAAUAUGGACGGCCAGUACGCGGCGUCUGUGGAAUGCGGCAAGGCGAAUGCCACCAACGUCAUCUCCACGAGCUACGGCUCGAACGAGGCCGAUCUGGGCGCCAAGUACGAGCAGAGGCAGUGCGACGAGUACAUGAAACUCGCGCUGCAGGGCGUCUCUGUUAUAUACUCCUCGGGCGACUUUGGUGUCGCGGGGAAUGGCGGCGAGUGCUUGUCCGCCGAUGGGCAGAGUUUCACGGACGGGACCUCGGGCAAAUUCAACCCAAGCUUUCCAGGGGGGUGUCCGUGGGUCACGUCUGUCGGCGCCACGCAGAUUCUGAAUGGGAGCACCGUCGAGGACGCAGAGAGUGCGUGCGAGGAGGUCAUCUUCUCAGGUGGGGGCUUCUCCAAUGUCUUCUCGAUGCCGUCGUACCAAAAGACCGCGGUGAAUACCUUCCUGCAGCAGCACACGCCACCAUACGGCGAAGACCGCUUCAACAAUUCCGGGCUGGUCAGGGCCUUCCCCGAUGUGUCGGCGAACGGGGCGAACUACGUGACGGCAGUGGAUGGAGACUUCACACUGUCAUUCGGAACUUCUGCUUCCGCGCCCGUCUUUGCGUCCAUGGUCAACAUGAUUAAUGAGAAACGCAUCCAGGCUGGCAAGAGCCCUGUUGGCUUCCUCAACCCAGCGCUGUACGCGAACCCGCAGGUCAUGAAUGACAUUCAGACCGGGAACAACCCCGGCUGCGGCACGGACGGCUUCUCGGCUGUCGAGGGGUGGGAUCCGCUGACGGGACUUGGAACACCGAAUUUCCGACAGAUGGAGAAGCUUUUCAUGACCUUGCCGUGA
Messenger RNA from Cryphonectria parasitica EP155, 1929 nucleotides. RefSeq lists its product as uncharacterized. Gene Ontology annotation, molecular function: serine-type endopeptidase activity; tripeptidyl-peptidase activity. NCBI's taxonomy places the organism in Eukaryota, Fungi, Ascomycota, Sordariomycetes, Diaporthales, Cryphonectriaceae. The transcript is spliced from 3 exons. Gene Ontology annotation, biological process: proteolysis. The coding region runs from base 1 to 1929 and encodes 642 amino acids. The record is from RefSeq and is a predicted model, not a curated record.